Messenger RNA from Xylona heveae TC161, 1330 nucleotides. RefSeq names its product mitochondrial carrier. Gene Ontology annotation, molecular function: S-adenosyl-L-methionine transmembrane transporter activity. NCBI's taxonomy places the organism in Eukaryota, Fungi, Ascomycota, Xylonomycetes, Xylonales, Xylonaceae. Gene Ontology annotation, cellular component: mitochondrial inner membrane. The transcript is spliced from 3 exons. The record is from RefSeq and is a predicted model, not a curated record. The coding region runs from base 53 to 1174 and encodes 373 amino acids.
CAAAACCCAAAACCACUUGCUUAGCUAUAUUGAAUCUCGAAUAGCUCUGUCAAUGUCUAAUACAAACACAGAUAUAUUGCUGGCCGGCGCAAUCGCAGCAUUUACAGUCGAUCUUCUCGUCUAUCCGCUCGAUACAAUCAAGACCCGAUUGCAGUCGCCCGACUACAAACGGCUAUAUACCAGCAACAAUGGAGCAGUCAACAGGUCUGCCUUAUUUCGCGGGGUCUAUCAAGGCCUAGGAAGUGUCAUUUUAGCUACUUUACCUUCAUCAGGAGCAUUCUUCACUACAUACGAAGGUGUCAAGUCCAUUCUGAGCCAGCAUAACCCAUCAAUAUCCUCCUCAUCGAGCUCCUCUGGCUCAUCUCCGCUUCUUCCCCAAGCCGUCAUCCAUUCCCUGUCAUCCGCCGUCGCCGAAUCUGUCAGCUGCUUUAUUCUUACACCCGCCGAGGUACUCAAGCAAAAUGCGCAAAUGGUAUCCACAUCUUCAGCAUCUUCUUCUGCAGCAGCCACUUCAUCAACGAUAUACUCCCGUAUCAACUCAAAUGCAACACUUCAAGCCCUACGACGCUUCAAGCGCCCUUCACAGCUAUGGAGCGGGUACGGCGCGCUGGUUGCGCGUAAUCUUCCGUUCACAGCCAUGCAAUUUCCCAUGUUUGAGCAUUUGAGAGACAGAAUCAAGAAGUAUAGAUCCGAUAAUCAUCUCGCCACAGGCACGUUGCUUGAAGCUGGUGUAAUCACUGCCGUCAGUGCAGGAAGUGCAGGCUCUGUCGCUGCUGUAGUCACUACACCAAUUGACGUGGUGAAGACACGCAUCAUGCUUGCUGCUGCCGCUGCAAUUUCGUCUGGCGAUACCGCGCCCGCUUCUCCAGAUUCCCAUCACCCGAAUCAUUACCAUCACCAGCGGAAAGCAGAGAUGCAAGCUUCUGGCAACAACCCUAUCUUGCUUCGGCAGCAGGAGAAAGAAGCUCUGCAAAAGCAUCAUCAACAGAGACCUGGUGCCAUAGCCAUUGGAAAGGAGAUUUUGCGCAGCGAGGGCAUGCGUGGGCUAUGGCGCGGAGGCGCUCUUCGUGGCGUCUGGACCGCGCUCGGUAGCGGGUUGUACUUGGGCGCCUACGAAAGUGGUCGGGUAUGGCUCGGUGCUCGAUCCAGUCUUGAGGGCGAGAAGAUUGCAUAGAAGACCUUUUAACAGUAGAUGGGCGUUUGAAACACCUGAUAUAUCAGCAUUUUAAUAACCUACCUAGUCUCAUGCGGAAGCAGAUAGGCUCAUAGAUACUAUAUUUGUAGAAUAAUUCUCUUUUUCCAGAGUUGGACCACGAAAUAAGGAUAGUAC